UUUUCUAUUCACAAUCCGACACACCGAUAUAGAGCUAUCUCUGUAUUUAUACUAGCAAACAUUAGACCUCCAAUCCCAGAUUUCAAGUGUGUCUAUUUACAUUUGACAUACUUGUCAAUACAGCAGUAGGAGUCUCAACCUUAAUAUUUCAGCGACUUCUCGUGUGGCAAGCUUGGCUGUACUACGGAUAGGAAAUUCAAUAGUACUACAUAGGUCUAGGCCUAUAUGCUUGAAUUAACUAUUGGUCAAGGUCUCAUCCGCCAUGAGGAAUAUAUUGUUUGUACAGUCCCUGACAGUGUUCAGAACAAUAUCCCAUCAUGGAGUCAGAAGUAGCUGUGUUUACGGGACAAAAAUUACCUGCAACGCGUCAGCUUCACAUAGGCCUAUUCAUACGACUGUAAUCUCUAAAGCACAAUACCCAGCCUUAGUCAGUACGGAAUGGGUGGCAGAAGCAAUGGCAUCACGGAAGACACCGGAAGGAAGACCCUUCCGAGUUCUUGAUGCUACUAGGAUCGGGGCGGAAACUAUGGAGGCACGCAUUCCCGGAAGUCAUCAUAUUGACCUACACCAACUCUGCGACAAGGACUCGCCCUAUCGUUUCACCGUCCCGACUCCCGAGAAGUUUUCCGAGUACGUAGGAGAGACACUCGGCGUCGACAACGACACGCACGUCGUUCUCUACGAGGAGAAGGUCAACGUCAUGACGGCACCAAGGAUAUGGUGGAUUUUCCGGUAUUUCAACCACGAUGCCAUCUCCGUACUGGACGGCGGGCUUCCGCAGUGGAUGGCGGAGAACCGAAUGGUGACAGAGGUGCCACCGCCUGCGCCAGAAGCUGCCGAGUUCAAGGUGACGGAGAGACGCGAGGAACUCUACAAGGGUUUCGAAGACAUAUUACAGAACGUGAAGGAUAAAGAAUUCCAGAUCAUGGAUGCUCGUCUUGAGGAAUGGUAUGAUGGAUCGAAGCCUUCCGUUUAUGAAGAUAUCCCCCUUGGUAUCAUGAAGAUGGCAACAAACAUCCCUUUCAACAACGUUCUCAACGAUGACGGCACCAAGUUCAGGUCACCCGACGACCUCCGAAACCUCUUCGAGUCACGCGGCAUCGACCUGUCCCGACCUUUGACCUCGUCAUGCUACAUUGGAAUCACAGCCUCCAUCCUAGCCAUGAGCGCCUUCCUGGCGGGGAAGGAAGACGUAGCAGUGUAUGACGGCUCCUGGGAAGAAUAUGCCCAAAAGGGACCAGAAGACUCGAUGAAUUUAUACACCUACGAGGAAAAAGAACCAUAAAUCUGCCUUCCCAAUACAGUUAUGUCCUUAUGGUUCUUACUGCAAAUUGUCGGUAUUUUUCAAAAUUGUUACCCAAGUAUUUUUUAAAGAAUGAUCAUAGAAAAUGUCUGCUUACUGCCCUACAGGAAACGAUAUGUUUAUCUAUAUUUUAAGUCUAUCAGUAGAGUAAUUUCCGACCGGUCAAAUAUUCAGAUAUUCUGUUGGUCCUAAAGCAUCAUGAUCAUUAAUUCAAACUUACAGAUUGCUUUUAGUCAACAUCCAAGAUAAUCCACAGGAAAGUAAUUUCUUUGGGUUUAGAUCAAUUACACAGAUAACUGUAACAUGAUCACGAAUAUGAAUUUGAAAUGGUUGAGAUUGUAACACUCUUUAUUCCUUUUUGAAAGGGAAAGACAAAUUAUUUCUGUGCAUAUUAAUAAUUACUAUUACAUUUUCUGUGAUAUGCAGUUUUAUUUAAAUUGCAUGUAGAUGUAGUCUCUAACAAUUCAACGAAGUUCUUUUAAUUGUAAUUUACAAGUACGGUUCUAAAAAUGCUUUGAUUUUGUAUUUUUUUGAAGGAUUUUUUGAUUUUCUGCUACAUACUGAAAUAAAGUCAUUGCUGUGGGGAAAGAGAAACUAAUUAUGAA
Lytechinus variegatus (green sea urchin) is the source of this 1908-nucleotide messenger RNA. RefSeq names its product thiosulfate sulfurtransferase-like. Gene Ontology annotation, biological process: transsulfuration. NCBI's taxonomy places the organism in Eukaryota, Metazoa, Echinodermata, Echinoidea, Temnopleuroida, Toxopneustidae. Gene Ontology annotation, molecular function: thiosulfate-cyanide sulfurtransferase activity. The coding region runs from base 263 to 1285 and encodes 340 amino acids. The record is from RefSeq and is a predicted model, not a curated record. Gene Ontology annotation, cellular component: mitochondrion. The transcript is spliced from 3 exons.